GAUAAUUUGACUAUUUCACUUGUCGUAAAAGUAACUUUCUGAUAAUUUUUGUUCUAUAUGUCUCAGAGUAUGGCAUGAACAGCCAAGUAUCUACUCAUGGAGAUGUAUACAGCUAUGGGAUACUUUUGCUAGAAAUGCUUACAGGUAGAAAGCCAUUAGAUGAUUCCUUCAAGGAUGGCAUAAGCCUCCACAUUUUUGUUCAAAAUGCAUUGCCAGAGCAUGUAAUUGACAUCAUAGAUCCAAUUCUUCUACUUGAAGAGAAUGGGGGAGAAACUGUCGAUGAAAUGUUAAAAAGACAGGAAUGCUUGACUUCAAUGCUCAAAAUAGGCCUCUUCUGUUCAAAGGAAUCACCCAGGGAGCGCAUGGGGAUUGAAGAUGUAAUCAAGGAACUUCACUCUAUUAGAAACAAGAUUCAAACUCUUGAAGCCAGAAGCGAGAGUUACAAAGACAAGCAAACUGGAGAGGGAUCAUCACACAGUAUGUACUCGCAAAUCUGAUGUAAAUGAGAGCAAAGGGAAGAAAAACAAUUUUUCACAUUCUACUUCCACAUUCAAUAGAAUGUGAAAAAUGGUUUUCAGCAUUCUACUGAUGUUCUAUUGAAUGUGAAAUAGUUUUCCACAUUCUAAACACUUCCACGCAUUCUUUAAUCUGGAAAACAUUUUUCCCUUUAUGCUCCUUUCUAAAUUAUCUCUUGAACAUGCUUCUUCUACUUAAUUGGAUUAUAAAAAAUGCUCCUUUUUAUAAAUUGCUGUUAUACAACUAUAUUCAAUGGGAAGAAGAUGACAUACUAGGGGUUUCAAUACAUGACGUAGCCCGAACCUGAUUCAAAAAUUUCAGGUUCAGGUUGACCCAUUUAACAUAUGAGCCGUGUUUAGAUUCAAGUU
This is a messenger RNA of Dendrobium catenatum, 884 nucleotides long. RefSeq names its product probable LRR receptor-like serine/threonine-protein kinase At3g47570. The record is from RefSeq and is a predicted model, not a curated record. The transcript has a single exon. Gene Ontology annotation, molecular function: protein kinase activity; ATP binding. Gene Ontology annotation, biological process: protein phosphorylation. NCBI's taxonomy places the organism in Eukaryota, Viridiplantae, Streptophyta, Magnoliopsida, Asparagales, Orchidaceae. The coding region runs from base 75 to 497 and encodes 140 amino acids.